Macrosteles quadrilineatus (aster leafhopper) is the source of this 5867-nucleotide messenger RNA. RefSeq lists its product as uncharacterized. Lineage: Eukaryota; Metazoa; Arthropoda; Insecta; Hemiptera; Cicadellidae. The transcript has a single exon. The coding region runs from base 205 to 2751 and encodes 848 amino acids. Gene Ontology annotation, molecular function: double-stranded DNA binding; transcription coregulator activity. Gene Ontology annotation, cellular component: nucleus. Gene Ontology annotation, biological process: regulation of transcription by RNA polymerase II. The record is from RefSeq and is a predicted model, not a curated record.
UCAACCAAGAGUUGGCUUACGACCUUUUACUUGUGUAGUCAGUUCUCAACAUAACAGACCUCUGGUUAUAACAGACAACUGGUUAAUUGAUAUUAGGUGAUAUCAAUACUACCAAGAUAUGCAUGAAGCUUAUCUGUGCAGUGAGAAACUAACCAAAAUUUUAUCUUAAAAAUAUCACAAUUAUCUUCAGCUCAAGUAUUCAGAAUGUUCUCUCCCACUAAUACAAAGGAAUUUAAGGCUGGAAACUUUGUAUUUGCUAAGGUUAAAGGAUUUCCUUUCUGGCCGGCUAAAAUAUUAAAUGUUGACAAUACCUCCUUUAAAACAAUUGUUAAAUAUGAAGUUUUGUUUUUUGGUUCAAAUGAAACUACUUUUGUAAAUAAAAAUGAUUUACUUCAUUACUAUGAAAAUAAGUUCAGAUACCCUCUUGAAUCUGUGGCACAGAAACAUAAAAAUAAUUAUAGUGUCGCACUUAAAGAGAUUGCCAAAGCAUGGGAAGCGGAGAACAAGACAAAUAAUGGUUCCCCAUCGACCCCAUCCAUGAAAUCAGCGAAAACUCCAAGCCAAAGAUUGCAUCAUAACUCAGCUAGUAGAAGUGACAGAAAUCAGAAAGUAGAGGUACACACUUUGUCCAGUAAAAUCGAUACUGUAAAUGUGGAAGAAGUGUCAGUGAAUCCUCCAACAGAUAAAAGUGAUGUACAAAAAUUAAGUGUACUUACUGAAAAAUGUAUAACACUGGAAAAGGCGCUGAUUGAAGAAAGAAAACACAAAACAGAUGACUUUCAUACUCAAAUAUUAAAACAAGAGCUAAAUAAAUUAAAGGAAGAACUUAAAAGCCUUCAGAGGAUUAUUGAUAUCCUUCAAGAAGAAAAAAAUGAACUUACAACUCAAAUAGGCAAAAUGACUCAACAAACUCCGAGUAAUCUAAACAACAGCUUGAACACCUGCAAAAUUACUCAAGAAUCUCAAACAUGCGUCACUACCACCAAAAGUAACUCCUGGAUAACAAUUUCUCAAAAAGGAAAACUGAAUAAGGCAAAAGAAAGCAAUCAAAUAACAGAAGUAACUUUGCAGAAUAGUUUUGAAGCUUUGACGUCUACGGAUUCUGAAACAUACCAAUUGGACUCGACUGGUAUCCCAACAGAGAAAUCCACAAAUAAGCCGAAUCCCUCACAGCCAAGUAAGAAGAAAUGCAUAACGACAAAGGGUCAGGCUAAGAAAAUCAAGGCGGCAAACCAAACCUCUCGCCUGGCAAUAAUUUCUGAUAGCCAGGGCCGAGGUCUAGUGCACUGUAUUGACUUGGUGGCUCAGGGAAAAUUUGAUACCUUUGGCUGUACAAUGCCAGGAGCUCAUUUGGAGGAUGUCCUGAGCUCUUCCCUGAAUGCAGACAUCCUGAAAAACUAUAAGGAGACUGACUGGAUACUUCUGAUGGCAGGCUGUAAUAAUGUGAAGGCGCAUCAUUCUAUUGAUGAUAAGGCUGCUAUAUCAAACAAAAUCAUUAACUGUUUAACAAGUCUGAUAGAAAAAUGUAAAAAUACUAAUCUGAUUUUAACCACCCUACCAUAUCGGUAUGAUCUUCACAAUAGCCACUACCACCACCAGAUCAUUGCGGAAAUUAAUAACAAUAUCAGGGCUUUAGUCUACAAGAACAAAGAUGUCAACCUGCUAGAUCUAUAUCUAUUGGAAAAGUUCAAUCACACUCGACAUGGCUACCAUAUAAACAAAAAUGGGAAAAGAAAAGUGGCAAACAUGAUACUGGAUAUAAUUCAAACCAAAUGUCAGGCUACCCAAACAGAAAAUGACCCAACAGCCAUCAAACAUAUCACCCAAACAGUAAAUCUUGGGUGUGGAAAAAAUAUCACGAUUACUCAACAAGACAUGACCAGGGUCAUCAACGACCAUUGUAACAACAAAGAGGUCGCAUUCUCUCACACAAUAUCUGGUGACUUUGGGAACGAUAGGCAUAUGACAGCUGGGGUAGCUGUUACAUUCGCACGGGAAUUUGGCAAACCCACUCUAUGGAACUGUGUGUCUGACCAUCUGGCAUACCAGCAGGUCAAAGAUGGAGCUGGAGUAUACAGCUUGAUAACAAAGCUGGAUUACUGGGGUAAGCCCAACCUAAAUGAUUAUGACAAGGCUUUUGGACAGUUCUGCAAUGAUUUUAAAAGAAAGGGCUACAAAUAUCUCUACUGCUCUCCCAUGGGGUGUAUAAGAGAUAGAGUAAAAGUAGAACAUUUUAUAAAAAAUGUCAUCAAAUUCCAAGUGGAGACUAAGGCCCAGAUUAAAAUUGUUGCAUACAACCAAAGAUCAGCACGUGUUUUGCGGAACGGCCUGGAUCACAACACCUUCAUAAAGGAAAUGGAGAGGUGCUUGGAGACCUUUUCUUAUCUCCAGAGGGAAGAAGAUCCACUAACACCAAUAGCACCAGGAGAACAAACUUAUGCAGAUGUUGUUAGCCGCUCUUCACCAGUGAGUCCACAUCACCCACCGCUGAUUAAUCCAGUGAGCAGAGAGCAGAUGCCGACAUCAGACGUCCCUCUUCGCCUCUCUAUGAGUACCACCACUGACCACGGGAGCCUUCACCUACCAGUUACUCCGGAGUCUGACCGGUCAUUUGGUGUCAUUAGUGGUGAAAAAAGUCAAUCUAGUGUGAUAGUGAGUGGCAAUGAAGAUGAUCGGGCAACCAAGGGUAAAGAUAGUAGCUUAAGUCAUAGUUUUUUAGAAAAACGGUCUCAAGUCAAUAUCAUAGUGUAGCUUCUGGGCAAUUGUAUACUCCUACUCGAUUAAAUCUUCUUCAGGUAAAUAUUCAAUGUUUGAGAAAUAAGUUACUUGAACUUGAAAGCUUCUGUGAGGAAAAUAAAAUAGACAUAAUAUGUCUCUCAGAACAUUGGCUUACUUCUGAGGAAUUACAGGUUUUUACACCACAUGGUUACGUUCCCGGUAGUUUUUUUAUUAGAAAGAAUUUCAAAAACGGAGGUGCAGGAAUUUUUGUUAGAGAGGGGAUUGAAUUCUGUAAAUUUGAUAUGAGUAAAUUUAGUUCAGAAAUAGACAUAGAAAUUAGCUGUGUUAAAAUAAUUAAAGACAAUUUGUAUGUUAUAUCAUUGUACAGGUCACCUCGUGGCAACAUAGAUAUAUUUUUUGAGAAACUUGAAUUAGCCGUGAAGAAGGUUUUAUCGAGGGGGACCAAAGUUAUCGUCUGCGGAGAUUUUAACAUAGAAAUGAUAACAACUGAUAACAACAACUCAAUUUUGUUUUUGAACUUAUUAAGAUCAAUUAAUUUAUACUGUACUUAUUCCUCACCCACUAGAAACAAUGCCUGUUUGGACAACAUUUUAGUUAACUUCUCCCAAGAUCUGUAUGAAGUUACCUCAGCUGAGGGUCACUUUGCGGACCAUACUCCACUCCUUUUCACUUUAAAAUCUAAUAUUUCAUAUACCAAUAAAAACUGUAAAACAUCACAACAAACUUCUUAUUACCGAUCACAGAAUAACAAUGUUAUCCAGCUAUUUACCAAUGAAUUAAUAAAAGAGAAGUGGAGUAUGGUCGAAGAGCACAAAAACGGCAAGAUAAAUGUUAAUACACUGUUUGAUAGCUUCUUUAAAAGAUAUGUAGACCUUUGGCAUUUUUGUUCACCAUUAUUAAAAUGUAAAAAAAGCAAACCUACAACUAGUAAAAACAAAGUUAACUGGUAUACCAAUGAGUUAAGAGCUGAAAGAGACAAAAUGCUGACUUUAUUUCAUAUUUACAAAGAUUUGUCAAGGAGUGGCUCUGAGCAGACCCAAUUGGCUUAUAACGCUUAUCUCACAUGUAAAAGAAAUUAUAGAAAAAACUUAAAACUAACUAAAAAAAUAGCUUGUGAGAAAUACAUUGAUAGUGCAAGAAACAAAUGCAAAGCUGCUUGGGAGGUCAUAUCCCAAGAAAGCUGCAAAAGUUCCACCAAAGUCAUCCCUCUUGACCCUGAGUGUGUAAAUCAAUACUUUAUAGAAUCUGUCAAUGAACUGGUGAAAGGCAUUCCUGACACUAAUGUCAGUAUCUGUGAUUUAAUGGGUACAAGACCUAUAGCUCCUAACUCCUUUCACUGGACAAGUGUAAAUCUGGUUGAAGUUUCGAAAAUUGUUUCAAGCCUAUCAAAUUCAAAAAGCACUGAUUUUUAUUGGAUAUCCAACUAUUUACUGAAACAGACAAUAAAUAUAAUUAAGGAACCACUUGCUUAUAUAAUAAGUAGAUGUUUAGAAUCUGGCUAUUUUUCAAAUAUGUUAAAAUUGUCUAAAAUUACACCGGUUUAUAAGAAAGGAGACAGAAAUCUUCCACAAAAUUAUCGUCCUAUAUCCGUUAUUCCAAUUUUUUCAAAAUUAUUUGAAACUGUUAUGUACAAUCAACUUAGCAACUAUUUUGAAAUAAACAGACUAUUUUCUGAGUCCCAAUUUGGUUUUAGACCCGGACAUUCUACGAUUUCUGCAGUAAUGAAAAUUGUCAGUAAAGCACUACAUGCCUUUGAAAAUAAAGAAUCAGCCUUCCUAUCCCUAUUAGAUUUAACUAAGGCAUUUGAUUGUGUACCGCCUAUCAAUAUCCUUACUAAACUUAACUUUUAUGGUGUUUCUGGCGACUCCUUGAAAUUAAUUGAAUCAUACUUAAUGAACCGUAAGCAAUAUGUAAAUAUUAUGGGUGCUCACUCAUCAUUGUGUGAUGUCUCCUUGGGAGUGCCGCAGGGCUCAGUUCUCGGACCAUUUCUCUUUAUUGUAAUAAUAAAUGAUCUUCCCAAAAAUGUAAGUGUAAAUUCUAUUAUCUAUGCAGAUGAUUCCACGUUUUUUACUUGUAAUAAAAACCUUGACCUCUUGGAGGCCAGAAUAACCUCAGCUCAAAACCAAGCACAAGAAUGGUUCUCAGCUAACAAACUGCUGUGUAAUGAGACUAAAACUCAGAAUAUUUUGCUCAGUCUUUCACAAAAUCAAAACUAUCAAUCAAAAUCAAUCAUCGAUCUAAAUCAAUCUGUAAAACUGCUGGGAAUUCACAUAGACUCAAAGCUCACAUGGAAUGACCAUGUUGUAAAUUUGUGUAAAAAACUCUCAAGGGUCAAUUGUUUGUUUUGGAAACUGAGCUCCAUAAUCUCUACUGACUAUCUGAGGACUGCCUAUUUCGGACUCUUUCAGUCUCAUAUUGCUUAUGGUCUCAUACUUUGGGGACACUCUGCAAAUGUCUCAGAUGCCCUGAUUCUUCAAAAAAAAAUAAUUAGAACCAUUUGUCAAGCCAGGCCUGGAGAUCAUAGUAGAUGUCUUUUCAAACAAUUGAAGAUUCCUACAAUCAUUAACUUGUAUAUUUAUCAUGUAUUAAUAUUCACAAAAACAAAUCUAAAUUCUUUUUUUAUUAGACGUGAGGUACACAAUCACAAUACCAGGAAUAAAAACAAACUUGAAAUCCCGCAACAUAGGUUAACAAAGUUUGGAAAUUCUUACAUGGUAAAUUGUGUUAAAUUUUUUAAUAAGCUUCCCGAUAAUGCUCACACCACUCCACUUAAAGGCUUCAAAACCAAGAUGUAUCAAUGGCUUCUAGACAAUCCAUUCUUUACUAUUAAUGAAUUUAUGGCCACCAACAUAGAUAAUAUAUUUUAAGUUUUCAAAUUAAUGAUAAGCAUUAACUUUUGUUUGUUUGGAUGAGGUUUACCAAUUUUAUUAAUUUAAUGUUUAUGAAGCUGUUGUUUGGGUACUAGGCUGGAGUUGCAACUUUAGUUUUAAUUUAAAUAUAUUUAGAUAUUAUUGAUGAUUAUUAUCGAUAUUAUUGAUAUUAUUUGAUGUUAUUGACUGUAUAUAUUUAUGUUGACCAUGCCCAUCUCAUGUAAAAAUGAUCAACGGCAAUAAAUAUCUUAUGUCUUA